Molecule: messenger RNA, 1491 nt
Organism: Gastrolobium bilobum
Lineage: Eukaryota; Viridiplantae; Streptophyta; Magnoliopsida; Fabales; Fabaceae
Product: probable serine/threonine-protein kinase PBL3
Exons: 6
Coding region: 85-1344 (419 amino acids)
Biological process (GO): protein phosphorylation
Molecular function (GO): protein kinase activity; ATP binding
Source: RefSeq, a predicted model, not a curated record
AAAAAAAAAAAAAAAACUACCUUUUUAUUUUUAGUUUUGUUGUAAACAGCAUUUGAGUGACUAGAUUUUCCGACCGGAGUUAUAAUGGGUAACUGCCUAGUUUCUUCAGCUAAAGAAGAUGCGGCUCAUAGUUCCACAACCGUUUCUGGUACAUCAGGAAUUUCAAAAACUAGUACUUCAUCUGCUCCUUCCACCUUAUCUAUUCUGACAUACAGUGAAAAAAGUGAUGUCUCAAGUCUUCCCACACCAAGGUCUGAGGGUGAAAUCUUGUCUUCGCCAAAUGUUAAGGCCUUCAUGUUCAAUGAGCUAAAGAAUGCCACCAGAAACUUUCGUCCCGACAGUCUUCUUGGUGAAGGAGGAUUUGGUUAUGUUUAUAAGGGUUGGAUUGAUGAACACACAUUUACAGCUGCAAAACCUGGAUCAGGAAUUAUCGUUGCCGUAAAGAAACUUAAGCCUGAAGGUUUACAAGGUCAUAAGGAGUGGUUGACUGAAGUUAACUAUCUCGGGCAACUUCACCAUCAUAACCUGGUUAAACUGAUUGGGUACUGUGUGGAGGGAGAGAACCGGUUGUUGGUCUAUGAGUUUAUGCCCAAAGGGAGCUUAGAGAAUCAUCUGUUUAGAAGAGGACCACAACCACUCUCUUGGUCAGUGAGGAUGAAAGUGGCUAUUGGUGCUGCCAGAGGACUUUCUUUUCUUCAUAAUGCCAAAUCGCAAGUCAUAUACCGUGAUUUCAAAGCAGCUAAUAUCCUGCUAGAUGCAGAUUUCAAUGCUAAACUCUCUGAUUUUGGCUUAGCGAAGGCUGGCCCUACGGGUGAUAGAACUCAUGUCUCUACUCAAGUCCUGGGCACCCAUGGAUAUGCUGCCCCUGAAUAUAUUGCAACAGGUAGGUUGACAACCAAAAGUGAUGUAUACAGCUUUGGGGUUGUGUUGCUUGAACUUUUGUCUGGAAGACGUGCAGUUGAUAGAACAAAAGCUGGUAUAGAGCAGAGUCUGGUAGACUGGGCAAAACCAUAUUUGGGUGACAAAAGAAGACUAUUUAGGAUUAUGGACACCAAGUUGGGGGGCCAAUACCCUCUAAAGGGAGCCUACAUGGCUGCUACUCUUGCUGUAAAAUGCCUUAGUGAAGCCAAGGAAAGGCCUCCAAUGACAGAGGUAUUAGAAACAUUGGAACAGAUUGAAGUCCCUAAAAAUAGAGGGCGAAACUCCCAAUUGGAACAGAAGAGAGUCCAGAAGAGAGUCCAUGUUGCUGUAAGAAAGUCUCCUGCACAGAAUCUUACCUCUUUAAAUUUUACUCGCACUGAAUUCCCAUUGCCAUCUCCCAGACAAUCUGCCUUUGUACACUAAACUUUGAACAUAAAAAGGUGAAUCUUCGUACAUAAGGUUCCCCAACUUGCAAGGGUAAGAGUGAGGCCCCGAGACUCAAAUCCGUGACCUUCCAGUUACAAGGAGCAAUUUUACUGCUGCACCAUACUCAUAAUCUACACUAAACUC